AUGAGAGAUGAAACCAAAUACUUAGUAUACAACACCACGUCAGUCUUGCGUGCGCCACACCAUCACGGCCUGCGGGGAACCCAACACGGAAACAAGCUGCCAACCAACGGGACCAGCAACGACGUCAAGCCACAUCUGGAACGUCUAGCACCCCUGGAUCGUCACUGCGCCCUUGCAAGUUCUAAGCUUGAGCUCAUGCGAUGGCGGAUAGCUCAUACUCGGGGCCCAAAAGUAAUGCGUAUAUGCAUGCCAGUCUUUGUGCAUUCUCUAUCGUAUCUGUACUAUGUCCUUGGUUCCCCAAGGUGCUCCCCGCCGUCUCUGCCGGCACUGGGAAUUGUCUUGGCCAUUCCGAUUCCAUCCAACGCCAUGAACCCAUCUCUCCAACCCGUUGAUGUCCUCCUGAGCCUUGUAGGCCUAUGA
Colletotrichum lupini is the source of this 420-nucleotide messenger RNA. RefSeq lists its product as uncharacterized. The transcript has 2 exons. Bases 1 to 420 code for a protein of 139 amino acids. Lineage: Eukaryota; Fungi; Ascomycota; Sordariomycetes; Glomerellales; Glomerellaceae. The record is from RefSeq and is a predicted model, not a curated record.